Molecule: messenger RNA, 1618 nt
Organism: Abrus precatorius (Indian licorice)
Lineage: Eukaryota; Viridiplantae; Streptophyta; Magnoliopsida; Fabales; Fabaceae
Product: alpha-1,3/1,6-mannosyltransferase ALG2
Exons: 8
Coding region: 193-1416 (407 amino acids)
Molecular function (GO): GDP-Man:Man(1)GlcNAc(2)-PP-Dol alpha-1,3-mannosyltransferase activity; alpha-1,3-mannosyltransferase activity
Source: RefSeq, a predicted model, not a curated record
CGAUAUUCCCAAUUUACAUUUCUCAUUAAACACGGGAAGGUUGUUCCAAACGACGCCGUUUAUCCUGGUCCAAAACAAGAGCUAGAACCCCUUCAUCCUUCAGAUUACGUCACCGCCGCAACGCCAUAGUUGCCGGCGAGCGAUUUCUGGGUUUGUUAUUUUCGUCUCAAAGUUUCGAUCUUUACCCUCGAUAUGACGAAGGGGACAAACUCAAAGAUGAACAUCGCAAUAAUUCACCCAGAUCUUGGCAUAGGUGGAGCUGAGAGAUUAAUUGUUGAUGCUGCUGUUGAGCUUGCAUCCCAUGGUCAUAAAGUUCAUAUUUUCACUGCACAUCAUGAUAAAAAUAGAUGCUUUGAGGAAACUGUUUCUGGUACUUUUCCAGUUACUGUAUAUGGUUCCUUUCUUCCAAGGCAUAUAUUCUACCGUCUUCAUGCGUUGUGUGCAUAUCUUCGGUGUCUUUUUGUUGCUUUCUGUGUACUUUUCAUGUGGCCCUCGUUUGAUGUGAUACUGGCAGAUCAAGUGUCUGUAGUUAUUCCCAUCUUGAAACUUAAAAGGUCAACAAAGGUUGUAUUCUACUGUCAUUUCCCGGACUUGUUACUGGCUCAACAUUCAACUUUCAUUAGGAGGAUGUAUAGGAAACCGAUAGACUACGUAGAAGAAAUAACAACUGGAAUGGCUGAUUUGAUAAUUGUUAAUAGCAACUUUACUGCAUCUACUUUUGCAAAUACUUUUAAGCAUUUAGACACUAAAGGGAUUCGACCAGCUGUUCUAUACCCAGCAGUCAAUGUGGAUCAGUUCAAUGAACCCAGUUCCUUUAAACUGAAUUUUCUUUCCAUCAACCGCUUUGAAAGGAAGAAGAACAUACAAUUAGCAAUUUCAGCUUUUGCUAUGCUUCAUUCGCCUGAAGAAGCUCAUAAGCAUAAAGAAAUUACUAAUGCUUCUUUGACCAUUGCAGGUGGCUACGAUAAACGGUUGAAGGAGAAUGUAGAAUACUUAGAAGAGCUUAAAGAUUUAGCUGAAAAGAAAGGAGUCUCUAAUAAAAUAAGAUUCAUCACAUCUUGCUCUACGGCCGAAAGGAACGUACUUCUUUCAGAAUGCCUGUGUGUCCUUUACACACCAAAGGAUGAGCACUUUGGCAUUGUUCCUUUGGAGGCAAUGGCAGCUUAUAAACCUGUUAUUGCAUGCAACAGUGGUGGCCCUGUGGAGUCCAUAAAAGGUCGUGUAACAGGAUUCCUUUGUGAUCCAACACCAGAAGAGUUCGCUUUAGCAAUGGCGAAGCUCGUAGAUGAUCCUCAGGAUGCUGAAAGAAUGGGCAGAGAAGCUAGGAGACAUGUCGUUGAGUCAUUCUCUACAAAGACUUUUGGGCAGCGUCUAAAUAGAUAUCUAUUUGACAUUCACCGCGGAAAGGAGGAUUGAGUUUUAACCUCAGAAUGAUUUUGCUCUCAAAUCAUCAAGUGCAAUUGGUGACCAUUCAUCUUGCUGUUCAGAUUUUAGUUGACUUAGUUAUAAUUUUUAUUUUUUAUACUGUGUAAAUCUUAAUUACAGAGAUAAUGACAUGUUCAUUGUUCUGAGGCUUUCUCUUGGAUAUUUUCUGACAAUACACAGAUAUUUUAAAAUU